AUGCCCGCUCCGUCGAUCUCUCAGCAAUACUUUCCUUCGUUCCAGCAGCAAUUACAGCACCAGCUGUACCAACUGCCGCUAAUGCCCGUCGCGCAGCAGUCGAUCCCGCGUGGGAGCGAUUCUCACGGCAUGAUUUCCGCAAAUCCCGCCGACCGUUGCGGGCUGCAUCUGAUUCGUGGCGACGCGUUCGACCUCCGGCCGCAAGACCCGUCGACCACGGCCGUGUCAUGCGCUGACGUGGCUGAUGACGUGUCGAUUUCAUCCUCGAUUCGCCUAGCGGAUCUUAUCUCCGAGUAUUUUGAAGAUUGCGAUGAGGAGAGCGUCGCGCUCGACGGCUCGACGGCGCUGAGAACAGAGCGCAGCGCGCAGGCGCAGUUCCACGAAUCCCGCGCAGGAACAGCAGCCUUUCUGCCCGCCACGAAUCCCGCGCGCUCGAACCUGGGAUCGCAGGGCGAGGAGGCGAAUCAACGUCUGUCAGCAGAUUAUCUGGACAUGCAGAUGCAACUGACGGAGCAGAGUCAACUUCGCAUGGUUCAGUCGCUCGCAGCCAUGGAUGGCCCCGUCGAAAGCGCCCUUCACAAUGACGUUAUCGCAGCGAUGACCGACGCGCGCGCGUGCCAAGCGAACAACCCGCGCGGGAGCAGCCUGAACGCGGCGGUCGCAGGGCGACUGCGUGCGAUGGGGUACGACGCAGCGGUGUGCACGACGCAGUGGGACACCUCGGCCACCAUGCCCGAGGGGUCAUACGAGUACAUAGACGUCCUCGUCUCCGCGGAACCGCUCGCGCGCCCACCCGCAUCCGCCCGCGUCAGUUCCACCUCCCCUGCUCCAGCCUCCCCCUCGCCCACCUUCACCAGAACCGCCCCCCUGACCGCCGCCCCUCGCUCUUCCCUUCCCCCUUGCGCCGCCUCCUCCGUUUCCGCCGACGGCGCUUCCCCCUCCCCCGCUUCCGCCACCCCCGCUUCCCCCUCCCCCGCUUCCGCCAUCCCCCAACGCUUCAUCAUCGACCUGGACUUCCGCGCGCAGUUCCAGAUCGCACGGCCCACGCGCGAGUACGCGUGCGCGCUUGAAUCCACGCCGUUGAUCUUUGUGGGGCGGCGGGAGCGGCUGGCGCGGCUGGUGGAGGUGGUAUCUGGCGCGAUGCGGGGGGCUUUAAGGGCGCAGGGCAUGCACAUUCCGCCGUGGCGCAAGGGCGAGUAUCUGCUCGCCAAGUGGAUGGCUGGUGUCAGCCAGAGGGUUGCGUGUGAGGCGAAGGGGGAAGCGAAAGGGAUGGCGAAUGGGAUGCAGGGUGAGGGGGAAGAGAGCAAGGGAGAGGUGGGUAAGCGGAUGGAGGGCAAGGGCGAGUUUCUGCACGCCAAGUGGAUGGCUGCUGGCCGCCAGAGGGUCGUGUGUGAGGCGAAGGGGAUGGAGGAGAGGAUGGAGGGUGAGGGGAAAGAGAGGAAGGGAGAUGUGGGCAAGGGGAGUGUGGGCGAAAGGAUGGAGGGUAAGGGGAUGGAAGUCAAGGGGGUGGAGAAUGGGGGAGUCGUGCAGGUGGAUAAGGUUACAAUCAUAGCUGAUGGAGCUCCAUAUGGUGGCGAGGAUUCUCAUGCUCCAGCCCUCUCUACUGUCACAUCUGCUACUAGCACUGCUGAUUCUGCUGUUGCUGUGAAGCCUGCCCCUGCUGUUAACCCCUUCGCUCCUGGUGCUCUUCUCCCUGCUGCCACCACUGCUCCAGUUGGAAGAUUCCACACAUCUUCCGCUCCAGGCAUCACAGUGCGCGCGAGCAGGGGGACGGUGACGCCCCAGGCAAGCAGGCAUGCAUGCCCCAUCGCAAGGCUGGCCUCUCUCUCUGAGCAGCAGGCUGUGGGCGUUUAG
Closterium sp. NIES-65 is the source of this 1854-nucleotide messenger RNA. The record is from the annotation of a GenBank genome assembly. NCBI's taxonomy places the organism in Eukaryota, Viridiplantae, Streptophyta, Zygnematophyceae, Desmidiales, Closteriaceae.